Messenger RNA from Drosophila rhopaloa, 935 nucleotides. Its product is annotated as elastase-1. The record is from RefSeq and is a predicted model, not a curated record. The coding region runs from base 1 to 849 and encodes 282 amino acids. Gene Ontology annotation, molecular function: serine-type endopeptidase activity. The transcript has 6 exons. Gene Ontology annotation, biological process: proteolysis. Lineage: Eukaryota; Metazoa; Arthropoda; Insecta; Diptera; Drosophilidae.
AUGAAGGGUGCUUCAGAUCUCAGCCCCAGGAGAUGGAUUUACUGGCUAUUCCAAAUUGGCUUUAUAAAUACUGGACUUAAUUCCUGCCAGGCAGUACCCAUUGUCGGAGGUCGGAUCGUGUCAACCGUGGGCAGCGGGACUAGUAAAUAUCCGUUCAUGGUCUCAUUGCAAGAUGUAGUUACGGGAAAUGUAACAAUCGGUGUUUCCUAUCAGCACUUUUGCGGUGGCAGCCUAUUAAAUGAUCGUUGGAUUCUGUCUGCAGCUCACUGCGUUUGGAGGAAAAACAUUCACAAAAUUGCUGCCUUUAUUGGCUAUGAAAAUAUAGAAAACAUUGGGCAGCUGGAACCAUAUGGUCUGGAAAGCGCCGAGUAUAUUUACUUCCAACCCUCAAACUUUCGGAAUGAUAUAGCGUUGCUGUAUAUGAAACGUCGCUACUGGAGUGCCCUAAGUAAUACCCUACAAUUCGCCCAACUCCCUCCACAGGGCAUGAAACCAGACCAAAACGAAUCCUGUCGGAUAAUUGGCUAUGGAGCUACCCAACAUGCUGGACCCUGUCAGAAGAAACUGUUUGAGGCUGAAGUGCGAGUGAUUGAUAAUCAGAAGUGCCGGAAUAUAAUAGGACACAUCUGGGCGCCACAGAAUGGAGCGAAUACGGUGUGCGCCCUGGGCAACAAUCAGGACUCUUGUCAGGGAGAUUCGGGCGGCCCCCUGAUAUGUCCUUAUGGAGGCAAGGACUACAUCUACGGCCUUGUGUCCCAUGGACUGACUUGCGGCAUCGAAGGUAUGCCCAGCAUCUAUACGGUGACCAGACCCUACUACGAUUGGGUCCAGCUGCUGGUGCAGUCCUAGAUCUCUGGUGAUCUCGUAUAAAUAGUAUAUUUAUUAUGCGAUGUCAAACAGAACAGUUAUGAAUAUAUGUAUACUUAAACAAUGCA